AUGACCAUCUCUGAAAUAGGCCUCCUGCGGCUCAAGCCAACCGCAUCGCUCGAGGACCCUGACAUUCAAAGACGACUCAAAGACAUCAAGUCUCAUUUGAGCAGCUUCACGGGCCAUCAGUUCUCCUACUUUCGACAGCUCGAGGAUCCAUCCCUUUUGUACCUCCUCGGUCAGUGGGAGUCGCUCGAGUCGCACUACAAAGGCAUGCACGGCUCCGAGGAGUGGAAAAAGGGCGUCAUGGAAAUGUCAAACUACUUUGACUUUCAGUGGAUGGCGCAUUACGACUUUCAGCUCGACAGCCUGGAGCCGCCUGCCGACGAUGACGACGACGCUGGUGUCUUGGAGGUGCACAGGUUUCUCAUGAAGACGGGCUCGAGGGCCGAGUUUGACAAGCACGCGAAAGCCGUCUCAGCGGAGUCGACUGGAGAAAAGGGAAAUGCCUUAGGCGGCUGGAAGGCGGAUUCGAAAGAGGGCAGCGAAGAGUAUGCUGUGGUUUUGGUGGUAGAGGAUGCGCAGAAGAGGUCGACCCUGAGUGAACGCUACGAUGGUCUUGAGCAACUUGCAGACAGUGCCAACAGGCAUUUGAUUCGCAAAUUUAUUUAG
This is a messenger RNA of Akanthomyces muscarius, 603 nucleotides long. RefSeq lists its product as uncharacterized. The transcript has a single exon. The coding region runs from base 1 to 603 and encodes 200 amino acids. The record is from RefSeq and is a predicted model, not a curated record. Lineage: Eukaryota; Fungi; Ascomycota; Sordariomycetes; Hypocreales; Cordycipitaceae.